GGGGCUGCCUGGAACAGAAAGACUAGCCCCCUCCUAGUGAAGGAGGAGUGGGGGUUUCAGCCCCACCCUUAGCAAGAUGCCACUUCCCCCUCUCCUGCUCUGUGAAACUUCCUCUCUGUCCAACUUAGCUGACAGCACCCAGACCCAGGGCCAACCCCCUGGCACUGGGACAGAUCAAGUGAUCAGCUAUACCACCUAGCCCUGACCUGAGAUUGCCACCAGCUUCCAACCGGUGUCUGGCAAAACUUGUCCUUGUGAUGGACACGAACACUACAAGCCGUCCAGGCCCCUCCUCAGGAGGUGCCACCUUCAUACCUCUGUUGGCUAUGAUCCUAUUGUCUGUGUCGAUGGCUGUGGGGCUUCCAGGCAACACCUUUGUAGUGUGGAGCAUCCUGAAAAGGAUGCGGAAGCGGUCUGUCACUGCCCUGAUGGUGCUGAACCUGGCCCUGGCUGACUUGGCCGUGUUGCUCACCGCUCCCUUUUUCCUGCACUUCCUGGCCCGGCGCGCCUGGAGCUUUAAACUGGCUGGCUGCCGCCUGUGCCACUACAUCUGUGGAGUCAGCAUGUACGCCAGCAUCCUGCUCAUCACAGCCAUGAGUCUGGACCGCUCCCUGGCGGUGGCCAGUCCCUUUCUGUCCCAGAAGGUGCGCACCAAGGCAGCUGCCCGGUGGCUACUGGCAGGCAUCUGGGUGGCAUCCUUCCUGCUGGCCACACCAGUCCUAGCGUUCCGAACGGUGCAGGUGCUCAAGGAGGUGGAGGUGUGCGUCCCGAACUAUCCCAGCGACAGGCACAAGGCCUUUCACAUGUUCUUUGAGGCCUUCACAGGAUUUGUGGUGCCCUUCCUGGUCGUGGUGGGCAGUUACUCCGACAUCAGCCGUAGGCUGCGCCUGCGCCGCUUCCGCCGCAGCCGCCGCACCGGCCGCCUGGUGGCGCUCAUCAUCCUGGCCUUCGCGGCUUUCUGGCUGCCCUACCACGUGGUGGGCCUGAUCGAGGGAAGCCGCGCGCUGGCCGGGACGCUAGACCAGUCCCUGCCAGAGCUGACAAAAGCCCGCCACGUUUGCAUUGCGCUGGCCUUCCUGAGCAGCAGCGUGAAUCCGCUGCUGUACGCGUGCGCUGGCGGCAGCCUCCUGCGCUCGGCUGGCGUGGGCUUUGUGGCCAAGCUGCUGGAGGCUACGGGCUCUGAAGCGUACAGCACCCGCCGCGGGGGCACCCUGGCCCAGACUGUGAAGGGUCCUCCCAUGUCUCCAGAAACUGGCACCGGUGAAAGCCUCGACGCUCUCAAGCAAAGCGAAUCAGACUAGGUCUGGUGGAAGGACACUCAAUUUCCUCCUCGUGGAAUGCCCCGCGCUUUUUGACCUAAUUCAAUUCUGUACGGGGAGGAGAAUGGAUGUGCAGAGGUGGGUGGAGAAGAAGAGGAGUGGGAAAAAUUAGGGAAGAGAGAGACAGAGACAGAGAGACAGAGACAGACAGGAGACAGAGACACACACAGACAGAGGGACAG
Molecule: messenger RNA, 1501 nt
Organism: Octodon degus (degu)
Lineage: Eukaryota; Metazoa; Chordata; Mammalia; Rodentia; Octodontidae
Gene: Ltb4r
Product: leukotriene B4 receptor
Exons: 2
Coding region: 258-1301 (347 amino acids)
Biological process (GO): phospholipase C-activating G protein-coupled receptor signaling pathway; positive regulation of cytosolic calcium ion concentration; inflammatory response
Cellular component (GO): plasma membrane
Molecular function (GO): complement receptor activity; leukotriene receptor activity
Source: RefSeq, a predicted model, not a curated record